CUGCUCAAACCAGCUCAAACAGACCCGAGACGACGCUGUUAGCCACUGAACCAUGUACCAACUAUACGGUUUAUUAUACCGGUUCAGUUCGUAGUAUUGUGUUAGGAAUUGUACUGUUAUCAAGGUCGGAACAUACAGGAUAGAGACGUGUUUAUGCAGUGAGGUAUUAUCUUAAUCAGUCCUCAUUUGCUCUUUUUGAUCGGGUCUUCCAGAAGGCGGGGAGCAGUGAUGGACAGCGAGAUGUCUGAUAUAGAGCAGCCUCCAGCUGUACUAGAUACAGAGAAUGCCCCUCUCUACUGCAUCUGCAGAAAACCAGACAUAAACUGCUUCAUGAUUGGUUGUGACAACUGCAAUGAGUGGUUCCACGGUCACUGCAUAAAUGUGACAGAGAAGAUGGCCAAAGCGAUCAGGGAGUGGUAUUGCCAACAGUGUCAGAAACUGGAUCCAUCUCUUUCAAUCCGCUAUCGGAAAAAAAACCGUGAUAGAGAUGUCGAGCCAGAGAGAGUUGAAAAACGGUCCAGCACUCCAGAGUACAAGAUCGAGCGUCGAGGAUCCAAAGUGAAGCGCUCUGCCCGUAUGUGUGGUGAGUGUGAACCCUGCACUAGGACGGAGGACUGUGGUCAUUGCGAUUUCUGUAAAGACAUGAAGAAAUUUGGCGGCCCAAACAAGAUUCGGCAGAAAUGUCGUCUAAGGCAGUGUGUUGUCCGUGCACGGAAAAUGCUGCGUGUUCGAGACGAGGAGUUUUCUCUGUGUGAAAGGAAGGACAAUAUAAUGCACAGGAAUAGACGAUACUCAGAUGAUUAUGAUGACAACGAUAUGGAGCCAUAUGAGCAUUACAAGGACAGAAAUGCGUCAUGGGGCAGUGAUGAUGAAGACGGCCCACUUUACAGCCCUGUCCCACGGAAGAAAGCUAUAAAAGUCAAGCACGUCAAGAGGAGAGACAAAAAAAUUGACAAAAAGAAAGAGUCCCGUCGCCACAAGCAGAAACAGAAGCACCGUGAUCGUUCGAGACACAGGGAGAGGGGAGACGGCAGACAUGGAGGAGACAUGCAGCAGUGUCUGGGGCCAAACUGUAUUGAGCCAGCACUUCCAAACUCAAAAUACUGCUCUGAGGACUGUGGCAUGAAGCUGGCCACCAACCGCAUCUAUGAGAUCCUCCCACAACGCAUCCAGCAGUGGCAGCAGAGCCCCUGCAUCGCUGAGGAACACGGCAAAAAACAGCUGGAGCGCAUCCGCAGGGAGCAGCAGGCUGCACGGAUGCGCCUCGCCGAGAUGGAGCGCCGUUUCCAUGAGCUCGAGGGCAUCAUUGCCAAAGCCAAGCAGCAGAUGGUCCAACAGGAUGAGGAUGUGAAUGAAACGGACAGUGAAGAUACAGACCUUCAGAUCUUCUGUGUGUCCUGUAGUCACCCUAUUAACCCCAAGGUGGCGCUGAGGCAUAUGGAGAGAUGUUAUGCCAAGUAUGAAAGCCAGACCUCUUUUGGUUCCAUUUUCCCAACCAGAAUUGAAGGGGCCACAAGACUCUUCUGUGAUGUUUAUAACCCUCAGAGUAAAACAUACUGCAAGCGACUCCAAGUUUUAUGUCCAGAACAUUCCAGAGAUCCAAAGGUCCCAGCAGAUGAGGUGUGUGGAUGUCCACUAGUGCGUAAUGUGUUUGAGACGACUGGAGAGUAUUGCAGGGUCUCGAAACGCAAGUGCAACAAGCAUUACAGCUGGGAGAAGCUCAGACGGGCGGAAGUGGACCUGGAGCGUGUCAGAGUGUGGUACAAGCUGGAUGAGCUGUUUGAACAAGAACGUAAUGUGAGGACGGCCAUGACCAACAGAGCAGGACUAUUGGCCCUGAUGCUCCACCAGACCAUUCAGCAUGACCCUCUGACCACUGACCUCCGCUGCAACAAAGACAGAUAGCGUGCCAACAAUCUCUGUGCAAAAAAUAUUUUUUUAUGUUUGUAUACUUUUCAUAUUGUAUAUUUGUCACUAUUUGGAUGAUGUCAAUCAUAUUAAAACUCUCUUCAUGUGUCUC
This is a messenger RNA of Carassius carassius (crucian carp), 2020 nucleotides long. RefSeq names its product CXXC-type zinc finger protein 1-like. The record is from RefSeq and is a predicted model, not a curated record. Gene Ontology annotation, molecular function: zinc ion binding; DNA binding. The transcript has 14 exons. The coding region runs from base 229 to 1905 and encodes 558 amino acids. Gene Ontology annotation, biological process: positive regulation of DNA-templated transcription. Gene Ontology annotation, cellular component: Set1C/COMPASS complex. NCBI's taxonomy places the organism in Eukaryota, Metazoa, Chordata, Actinopteri, Cypriniformes, Cyprinidae.